CAUGAUACAUGAGUUUUUGGGAGAAUCGCAUACUGCAACCGUUCUGUUUACUGCAUUAUAAUUUUAAGUCUAUAAUAUAAAGCUACACUAUUGUUCCAUUAGUCUAUUCCGCAAAACGGAAGAGCCCGGUAUAAAAAUCAAAUCAACAAUUGAAGGUAAUCGGACAGCCAUGGAUAACGUCGUGGCUUUGUACAAGCAAUUGAAAUCGGAAUGGAUUAAGACUCCAAUCAAUCUUAAACUUUGUGGUUCCCUGCUCGAUAAGCUGAAGAUCGCAUUGAUUGAUUUAUCGUACCUUCCUACAAGCAAUAAUCCCGCCUCGCAACAGGAACUUGUUAUUGCUCGUGAUGUUUUAGAAAUAGGAGUAGAAUACAGUGUGGCCACGAAGAAUAUUCCUGCCUUUGAGAGAUAUAUUUCCCAGCUGAAAUGUUACUACUACGACUAUAAGAAUGAACUUGGAGAGUCGAAGAAUAAGUAUCAACUGCUGGGACUGAAUCUAUUGUUUUUGCUAUCACAAAAUCGUGUCGCUGAAUUCCACACAGAGCUAGAGCUGCUCCCAGCCGAUAUCAUCCAGUCGAAUCAAUAUAUUCGGCAUCCACUUGCUCUCGAGCAAUAUCUUAUGGAAGGUCGGUACAAUAAGAUCUUCCAAGCAAAGGGAAAUGCCCCCGCGGAAAGUUACAAUUUUUUCACCGACAUUCUUCUACAAACCGUCCGCGAUGAAAUCGGAGUUUGUCUGGAGAGUUCCUACGAAACGAUUUCACUUCAGGAGGCAGCCAAAAGACUGAAUCUCAAAUCGAAGGAGGAAGUCAAACAGUUCGGGGAGAAGAAAGGCUGGAAGCUGAAUUCCGACGGAUUAUAUCAUUUUGUUAGUGAGCUAGUUAAGGCGAAGGAACCUAUUCCGUCUCGCGAGCUGGCAGAACAGGCGAUUUUCUACGCCCGCGAACUGGAGAUGAUUGUCUAAUUGUGGAGUUUGGGUCUGAAUUUAAAAAAAAACAUUGUAUUGAUUCAAAGCACAUAAUUUAAUAAACAUGUAACAAUUUA
Molecule: messenger RNA, 1038 nt
Organism: Toxorhynchites rutilus septentrionalis
Lineage: Eukaryota; Metazoa; Arthropoda; Insecta; Diptera; Culicidae
Gene: Rpn12
Product: 26S proteasome non-ATPase regulatory subunit 8
Exons: 3
Coding region: 170-958 (262 amino acids)
Biological process (GO): proteasome-mediated ubiquitin-dependent protein catabolic process
Cellular component (GO): proteasome regulatory particle, lid subcomplex; proteasome regulatory particle; cytosol
Source: RefSeq, a predicted model, not a curated record